UGUUGCGACGCUGCGUGGCACUGGGCACCGACUGGCUCUGACUGCACCACACACACAUGACUGUAGUUGUGAAUGGCCCCGACACUUGGCACAUUUUGCGGGCGAGAAGUAGCCGUCAGUCCGGGCACUGCUACCUGCUGCAGACCGUGCUUGCGCCGCGUACGCCAAUGGGUGUCGCUACUGUGACCGUGUUCUGCAUUUGGACUAAAUGUAGCCGCUUUGAUCGGUGCAGUUAUUUUCAGAGUCACUUGCUUAAGCUAUUUCGGACCGUUUGGAAACGUGCAGACUGGUCUGGUAAUUUGGAUUGAGGAGCAGCACGGAGCGCUGCAGCAGACACGGUACCCGGAGCCGCAGCACCAGCAGCAGCAGCAGCAGCAGGGGAGGCACGGAUGUAAUGCCAAAAAACUGACCAGAAAAACAAAGGUUCAAGUCCAGUAAAGAAGACUGUUGGGUGCCCUCUGGAGAGGGAUCGGGACUUUGGUUCAGCCCAGCGAAAUGUAGCGCCCCACUGCCCUCAAAGCCGGAUUUGGAGACCUGCCUGCUUUCUACUCAUGAUUUUGACUGUAGUGUAGUCCAGGGCAUCUGCUGCAGUCAUGUUUAGGAACAGCUUGAAGAUGUUGCUGACAGGAGGGAAGGCCAACCGCAAGAGUCGCAGCAGCGAUGGUGGGAGCGAAGACUUGGCAGACCCCCGCUCGCCCGGUCUAGACCCUCACCUGAGCCACAUCGGCCAAGGUGGCAGCAUAGACAGCGACUGUGCCUUUGAAGGAGACUACGCUGUGCCCCCUCUCUCCAUGACCGAGGGCAUGCAGCACAUUCGCAUCAUGGAGGGCGUGUCACGCUCGCUGCCCUCCUCCCCGCUGCUCACCCACCAGACCAUCAGUGUCAGGCUACAGCCCGUGAAGAAGCUCACAGCCCCUCUGCGGAAAGCAAAGUUUGUGGAGAGCCCUCGCAUUCCACAAUCAGAGCUUGGCUCACCUACACACACCUCCACCACUGCCAAGAAUCCAGACCUGGACACAUACUGCCGUGGAGAGUCAAGCCAGGAGCUGGGCCCCCCUCCGUCGGUGGAUGAGGCAGCCAACACAUUGAUGACGCGCCUGGGUUUCCUUCUGGGAGACAAAGUGAGUGAGGGGCCAGCCGGUACCCAGUACAGCAUGGAGGAACCCGAGGCAAGACAGGGCCAGAACCAGAGGAUCAGCCCGUGCUCCACCCUGACCAGCAGCACUGCCUCACCCCCUGCAGGAAGCCCCUGCUCCACCCUCCCUCCUGCCAUGCCUGGCCAGGCCGGUAACAGGGACUGUGCCUACGGUUCUGUCACCAGUCCCACCUCAACCCUGGAGAGCAGGGACAGCGGCAUUAUCGCCACGCUGACCAGCUACUCCGAGAACAUGGAGCGAGGCGGCAAAUACGGCGAGGGCUCCCGGGGAAACCUGAAACUAUGGCAGUCCCAGAAAUCAGGCAUGGACUCGUUCCUGUACAGAGUGGAUGAAAACAUGACCGCCUCCACCUACAGCCUCAACAAAAUCCCUGAGCGCAACCUGGAGAGCAUGUCCUCCCACUCUGCCCACUCCAUCCCUCUGUACCUCAUGCCCCGCCCUAACUCUGUGGCUGCUACCAGUUCAGCCCACCUGGAGGACCUGGCAUACUUGGAUGAGCAGAGACACACUCCAUUACGCACCUCGCUGCGCAUGCCCAGACAGAGCACCACCUGCGGGCCGGGUCGCUCCGGGCAGGACCUGAGAGCUUCCGCUAAUAACACCCAUGCCUGGCAAUCGCAGUCACUGCGUUUUGCACCCUAUCGGCCUCAAGACAUCGCCCUCAAACCUCUGCUGUUUGAGGUGCCGAGCAUCACCAUGGACUCUGUCUUUACGGGCCGCGAGUGGCUCUUCCAGGAGAUCGAUGCCCACCUCAACAGCCCCAACGCCAGCACCAACCGCGGCGUGGCGGUAGUAGGCAACAUCGGCUUUGGCAAGACCGCGAUCAUCUCUCGUCUGGUGGCGCUCAGCUGCCACGGCACCCGCAUGAGACAAAUUGCCUCCGACAGCCCUCAGGCUUCACCCAAACAUGGAGAGGGGCUCCCUCUCACUCAGCCCCAGCCCACGCAUGGCACCCUGGGAGGAGGCAGCUGUCCCGGGACCCCCGAGAUGAGGAGACGUCAGGAAGAAGCCAUGAGGAGGCUGGCAUCUCAGGUGGUGGCGUACCACUACUGCCAGGCAGAUAACGCCUACACCUGCUUGGUGCCGGAGUUUGUGCACAACGUGGCGGCUCUGCUGUGCCGCUCGCCGCACCUCGUCGCCUACAGGGAGCAAAUGCUGAGGGAGCCGCACCUACAGAGCAUCCUGAGUCUGCGCUCCUGCGUCCAGGACCCCCUGGCCUCCUUCAGGAGGGGGGUCCUAGAACCCCUGGAUGCACUUUACAAAGAGAGGAAGAUCAACUCUGAGGAGGACCUCAUAAUCCUCAUAGACGGUCUGAAUGAGGCAGAGUUUCACAAGCCAGACUACGGAGACACCAUCGUGUCCUUCCUCACCAAAACCAUCAACAAGUUCCCUCCCUGGCUCAAACUGGUGGUCACAGUCAGAACCACGUUACAGGAGAUCACCAACGCGCUGCCGUUCCACCGCAUCUCUCUGGACAGCCUGGAGGAGAAUGACGCCAUAGACCAGGACCUGCAGGGCUACAUCCUGCACCGCAUCCACAGCAGCCCGGAGAUCCAGAACAACAUCUCGCUCAACGGCAAGAUGGACAACACCACCUUCGGCAAGCUCAGCGGCCACCUCAAGGCCCUGAGCCAGGGCUCCUAUCUGUACCUCAAGCUCACCUUUGACCUCAUCGAGAAGGGCUACCUUGUCCUCAAAAGCUCCAGCUAUAAGGUGGUUCCAGUCAACCUGGCAGAGGUGUACCUGCUGCAGUGCAACAUGCGCUUCCCCACGCAGUCCUCGUUCGAGCGGGCGCUUCCUCUGCUCAAUGUGGCCGUGGCCUCGCUUCAUCCGCUGACCGAUGAGCAGAUAUAUCAGGCCAUCAACGCCGGUUCUCUGCAGGGCACGCUGGACUGGGAGGAUUUCCAACAACGUGUAGACAACCUGUCAGUCUUCCUGGUGAAGAGGAGGGACGGUACCAGGAUGUUUGUUCACCCGUCCUUCAGGGAGUGGCUGAUCUGGAGAGAAGAAGGAGAAAAGACGAAGUUCCUCUGCGAUCCCAGGAGCGGUCACACCCUGCUGGCCUUCUGGUUCUCUCGGCAGGAGAACAAGCUGAACAGGCAGCAGACUAUUGAGCUGGGCCAUCACAUCCUCAAAGCACAUAUCUUCAAGGGUCUCAGCAAGAAAGUCGGGGUUUCCUCAUCCAUCUUGCAAGGCAUGUGGGUAUCCUACAGCACAGAGGGCCUUUCAGCUGCACUUUCUUCACUCCGAAACCUCUACACUCCCAACAUCAAGGUGAGCCGGCUGCUUAUGCUGGGCGGUGCCAAUGUGAACUACCGUACGGAGGUGCUGAACAACGCCCCCGUCCUGUGUGUCCACUCCCACCUGGGCUACAUGGACAUGGUGGCUCUGCUGCUUGAGUACGGCGCCUCUGUCGACGCUCAGUCUGAAAGCGGCCUCACGCCGUUGGGCUACGCUGCCGCUGGGGGCCACAUGGCCAUUGUGACUGCGCUUUGUCGCAGGAGAGCGAAGGUGGACCACCUGGAUAAGAACAGCCAGUGCGCUCUGGUUCACGCAGCCCUGAGGGGCCACAUGGAGGUGGUGAAGUUCCUCAUCCAGUGUGACUGGGGCAUGUGGCAACAACAGCAGCAGCAGCAGUCGCCACAAAGCCAACAGGUCUUCACCAAGAACCACGCAGUGCAGCAGGCCCUCAUCGCUGCAGCCAGUAUGGGAUACACAGAGAUUGUGUCCUACCUGCUGGACCUGCCAGAGAAAGAUGAAGAGGAGGUGGAGCGGGCUCAAAUCAAUAACUUUGACUCCCUGUGGGGGGAGACAGCUCUGACAGCAGCCUCUGGUCGGGGGAAGCUGGAGGUUUGUCGUCUGUUACUGGAGCAGGGGGCGGCUGUUGCCCAGCCUAACAGACGAGGCAUCGUCCCGCUGUUCAGCGCCGUCCGACAGGGACACUGGCAGAUCGUGGACCUCCUCCUCACACAUGGCGCAGAUGUCAACUUGGCUGACAAGCAGGGUCGUACUCCUCUAAUGAUGGCCGCCUCAGAGGGACACCUGGGGACGGUUGAGUUUUUACUAACUCAAGGAGCCUCUCUGUCUCAGAUGGAUAAGGAGGGGCUGACCGCUCUGAGCUGGGCCUGUCUGAAAGGCCAUCUACCUGUCGUCCGCUGCCUGGUGGAGAGUGGAGCCGCCACCGACCACGCAGACAAGAACGGACGCACGCCCCUCGACUUGGCUGCCUUCUACGGCGACUCUGAAGUGGUCCAGUUCUUGGUUGACCACGGGGCCAUGAUAGAGCAUGUAGACUACAGCGGGAUGCGUCCUCUCGACAGGGCGGUUGGCUGCAGAAACACGUCGGUGGUGGUCGCCCUGCUCAAGAAAGGAGCCAAGAUAGGUCCAGCCACAUGGGCCAUGGCCACCUCCAAACCCGACAUCAUGAUCAUCUUACUCAGCAAACUCAUCGAGGAGGGGGACAGCUACUACAAGAAGGGGAAGGUGAAGGAGGCAGCGCAGCGUUAUCAGUAUGCCCUCAAAAAGUUUCCACGCGAAGGCUUCAGCGAGGACCUCAAGACAUUCAGGGAACUCAAAGUAUCGCUCUUCCUCAACCUGUCCCGAUGUCGGAGGAAAAUGAAUGACUUUGGGAUGGCUGAGGAAUUUGCUACGAAGGCACUUGAACUGAAACCAAAAUCGUAUGAGGCAUACUAUGCCAGAGCACGCGCCAAGCGUAGCAGCAGACAAUUUCCUGAAGCCUUAGAGGACCUAAAUGAAGCCAUAAAGCAGUGCCCCAACAACCGAGAGAUUCUGCGGCUGCUCCAGAGGGUGGAGGAGGAAUAUCACCAGCUCAACCAGGAAGAGCACCAGCAGCAGGACCUGGAGCUGGAGCCUCCUCCCUCCCCUCCUCCUACGCCUCCCCCAGAAGAUGAGGAGUCCCUGUCCCUGUCCUUGUCCAUGCCUCUUCCUCCUCCCCCAGAGCCCCGUCUGGAAGACAUGGAGCCCGUCCAGGACCUGUUUGAGGACGAGGACUACCUGGAGCAGGAGCUGGAGGCCAUGUCUGUGGGUCUGCCCCCACCUGAGUCUCACACCAAUCCUUCCAGCCUUCCCAUCAUUCAGAGCCCACCGCUCUCCCCCACACAUCCAGAUCACAUCUACUUAGCUGGAGGUUCGCCCAUGGGCCAGCCCUACGAAUAUCACCCCACCUCCUCCUCCAUGUCCUCUCCUACCCGCGGGUCAUACCAGCCCACAUCGCCCUCCCUCUCCCCGACACAUCAGAAUCACUACCGACACAGCCCGCCUCAUACCUCCCCAGUGCACCAGUCGUCCUACGGCUUCAGCCCGCCUUCUAUGGGUGGUGGGGUUCAGGGCAUGGAUCACCAGAGCCCACCGCCUUCCCCUUUACGUCGGGCUGCUCAAUACAGAGCCAGUCCACCAGUAGAGAGUGUUUGUCUAUACAGGUCCCAGUCUGGGUCACCUGUGCGGUACCAGACAGAGCAACUCCCCGGCCGACCCAAAUCUCCCCUCUCUAAGAUGAGCAGCCAGCGUUCAUUCCAGCUGAGCUCUCAGCCCUCUCUGGCCUCCCAGCACCACCAAGCCCAAGGCCUUCGUCUUCAGCCUUCUAUUGCCCAAAUAGUCCGCACAAACCAGCCCAGCAAUGUGAUGGGCAACAGCAUCUACGGUGGCCAAAUGGGCCACUCCAUGGGUGGUCGCUACCAGGGGGGUUCAGUGGACGUCGAGAGCCGCCUGGUGUACCAGCCCUCCCUGGAUGGACGGUCCAUGCCCCAGGUCCAGGCCAGCCUCAGUUCUGGGGCCCUCUGUCAGCACGGCGGCCGAGGAGGGGUUAUGGAGUCGGGCCUGUUGAAGGAUGAUCUACCCCAACGCCCCUCCUCGGCCUACCGCGCCAGCAGCGGGGGCCCGGGGGGCAUCCGUUACAGCCAGACACCUCAGAUAAGCCGUAGCCAGUCAGCCGCCUACUACCCAGUGUCUGAACACAUACUGGAGCGAGCCAACGCCAUUCCCCCCUGCCAGCUGGGCUCUCCCGAGAUCCCCCACAUGGUGAGACGCCCCGUCAGUGCCAAUACUACUGAGAUGAAGCAGCAUGUGCCCACACCCAGGCCUCUCAUCCAUUCUCAGAGCGUAGGCCUUCGAUUCUCCCCCUCCAGCAACAACAUUUCAACUGGAUCCACCUCGAAUUUAGCGCCCGGUUUCAGGCCUUCCUCUUCCAUUCAGCAGAUGGAGAUCCCCCUGCAAGCCACAUAUGAGCGCACUUGUGAUGACAUGUCUCCCAUCUCUCCCUCCCAGGGCGGCGGUGGGCUGUAUCCGGGCGAGCCCACCCGCUCUCGGAACACACCCUUCAUGGGCAUCAUAGACAAGACGGCUCGGACUCAGCAGUAUCUGCAUCAACCCUCGCGGUCCAGGGCAAUGACAUCCAUGGACUCUGCCAUCAGCCCCACUUCGCCUGGCCAGCUGGUCCAGCAAGGCUCCACCUACGGUCCCCCCGCCUCACUGGGCAAUAUCGCCUACUACAACAAGACCAACAAUGCCCAGAAUGGACACCUGUUGGAGGAGGACUACUACACCCAGACCCAGCCCCCCUCGCUGGGCAAGCUGGCCAACGGCUCCCGCGGCAGUGGAGACAUCCUGGAGCGGGUCAGCCAGGUGCCCACCUACCCGGAUGUGAAGGUGGCGAGGACUCUGCCCGUGGCACAGGCCUACCAGGACAACAUGUACCGCCAGCUCUCGCGUGACUCCCGGACCCAAGGCCCCACCUCCCCCAUCAAACCAAAGAGACCAUUUGUGGAGUCGAAUGUGUGAUGGCCUGUCUGUGAUUGGGUGGUUGGACUGGGCAUGUUAGUGGGAGUGAGAGUGAGAGGAGAAAAAUAUUUAGCUCAACAGCAGAUGCUGCUGACCCUUGUGUAUGUGACAUGGAUGAACUCAUCUUUAAGAACUCAUCGGAGACCGUCAGAGAGAAAACCACACACUAAGGAUAUUAGACAUUAUCUUUAAAACAUAACUAACAGUGAGAAGUGAUUAUUUCAUUAUCAUAUUCUGCACACAGGUGGGAUAACAGGAGGGUCCUAAGUUCUGAUCUCAUACUAAAUCAAAGACUAGUGCACUUCCAGAAUGUUGUGUGGCACAAAGUUCCCACAAGUGAACACAACAGGUGGGGACUGUAGGAGUGAAAGUACUAAUCAUCGGACUCUACUUGUGGACUUGUAUCCAUCUUCUGUUCUUUCAAAGUGUGCUCUUAACCAAGGUUGCUAGUAGGCUCUAUUCUAUGUAAUACAAUAUUAUAUGUUCAAUACUGUACAUUGCUCAGAAAAUACAAAUGGCUCAACAACUCAGUACUUAGAGAAAAAUGACAAUAUUUAUAAUUAAGUUAUAUAUUGUACAUAGGAAGAAAACAUAGUUUGCGUUUGAAUUGUAUUCUGUUAACCCUGCCUUUGUGUCCCACUGCUAGUCAUAUGGAUGUGGAAAAUCGACCAGGGUAAGGAAUGAGGGACAUUGACCAACUUUGAAUGAUAUAAUUACCUCUAUUGUGUCAAAAUAAAAAAAGAUUUUGUCAUGGUUUAAUGAAAGAAAAUGCUUUCUAUGCUGCAAUGUGUCCUCAAUGAUCUGAAAGCUGAAACUAACAAGUAUUUUCUUUAUCGGUUCAUCUGCAGAUUAUUAUUUUUUUCUGUAAAAUGUCUGAAAAUAGUAACAUAUGCACAGUAUAAUCUAACAAGACGUCUUCAAAUGUCGUGUUUUGUCCGACCAACAUUCCAAAACCCCAAAAUACUCCAUUUACAAUGACAUAAACACAGAGAAAAGCAGCUAAUCCUUACAUUAAGAAGCUAGAACAAUGACAUGUUUGGCCUAUUCAUUUCCUGUCAAUCAAAUAGUAUCUCAAAAUUUUUUGCAUCAUUUUUUCAGUCAUUUUACCUAAUUUCUGACGUUCAGAUAGAAAUUAUUACUUUUCUAUAUUCCUUUUUAGUAUCAUUACUGUAUUACAGACCUCGUUAUAUACCUUGCUGUCAAGGCUGCGAUCUCAAGAGUUUUCUUGACAUAUUGGACCGCUUUGCAUACCAAUCAUCUGCUUAUAUAAACAGGCAAAGCAUCAGUUGCUUUCGUUUUGUACAAGCUCAUAUGAUGUUUUUGCAGAAUUCAUAAAACUUUUUUAAAUUGGCCUUGAGUGCAAUAAAUUAGUUUCUAGUUUUAAUAUUUGGUUACAGGAAUUUCAAAUCAAUGAAUGAUGCGGGUCAAAUGAUGAAUAGAAAAACCUGUGGUAGGUGAUUUUGUCAUGUGGCACAUUAAAGUUCGUCUUUGUCCCUCGUCCGUAGGUAAUUGCGCUGUGUGUUCCUAAGAGAGAGAGUACAGUACAUAUGCUAGUGAUGGGUUACAAUGGAUAGUGCUCAGCGAUUAAAAGCAAGCAAAUGCAUACAGGACCACUGUUACAGACAUUUCCCUUUCUCCUGCAUUAGUUUGUGUCGUUUCUUUUUACCCACAAUGCAUUUUUAUUCCGUCACUUCUGCACUAAAAAUGCCUGUUAAGUUCUUAACUAAGGGUGCACUUUAUGUAUUUUACUUACUUUGUUGUUAAGAUUGUUGCAUUUAGAAAAAGUGGUUGUGUGAUCAGGAAGACCUCUGACCAGUGAUACCAGACUAUCAUAGACUCUAUUAUUAUUAUAUGAUUUACAAAGCAGUGAUGAAUGACAAUAUGAAGAGCAAACAAUGUUUUUAAACUGGUGAAGUUGUAAAGACUUUCUAGCACAAGUUGUAUGUACUGACUCAGAUAUUCCACUCGGUCCAGCUCGGGUUUGUAAGUGAAGCAAGUCUGUUUCAAAUCUUAUUUAAGUAUUUCCACAUCAUAAACAAAAUCUCUGUAUCUCUUAAUUAGCCAGUCUAAUCCACUGGUCUUGCACACAUCUUGAAAUUAAGUCGAAUCCACUGCAACAAAACAAAAAAGUAUGACUCCAUAUUUGGAGUUUGGGUGAUUGAGAAAGUGGAAUAAUGAGAAUAUGGAGUUAUUUGUAUAUGUGGGAAAAGUUAUAGACCAUUUGUCUGUAACAUUUUAUUUUGGUUUCUCUGAUAAAGAAUAUCUAAAGAGACAUUCUCAGUUUCACCUGCUACCAGAGAGAUGCCCUUCUUAUCUUUGCAGAAAUGAAGGUAUAACCUGUAUUAUACUUAAUUUAAGAAGACUUCUAAGUUGAGGAUAUUUGAGGGUGUAUGGUUUCAAGCUGUCUAUGUAUAUUAGUUUGCUGUAAAUAGUCUGAUGCAUGUUCUAUUCUUUCAAUGAGCUCAAGCUGAAACAGAAACAUGUAUAGCAGUGUUCUGACUCUGGUGUGUGAUAUAACGUUUGGAUCAAGAUAAGGAGACUGCUAUCCCUGAACUAUCCUUAUCAUUUUCCUUCAACCUCACCAGACAAAAAGCAAAAGGUUCUUUUAUUUUAUUUUAAUGUAUUUGCUUGCUGAGCAGAGUUCUCUUGUCUGUAAAUGUGAGCUUUCAGAUCGCUGUGAUAAAAAGUUUAAUUAAAAACAAUAAAAAAGAA
Molecule: messenger RNA, 9665 nt
Organism: Perca flavescens (yellow perch)
Lineage: Eukaryota; Metazoa; Chordata; Actinopteri; Perciformes; Percidae
Gene: tanc2b
Product: tetratricopeptide repeat, ankyrin repeat and coiled-coil containing 2b
Exons: 31
Coding region: 594-6953 (2119 amino acids)
Biological process (GO): regulation of dendritic spine morphogenesis
Cellular component (GO): dendritic spine
Molecular function (GO): protein binding
Source: RefSeq, a predicted model, not a curated record